Messenger RNA from Mollisia scopiformis, 765 nucleotides. RefSeq names its product NAD(P)-binding protein. Gene Ontology annotation, molecular function: oxidoreductase activity. Lineage: Eukaryota; Fungi; Ascomycota; Leotiomycetes; Helotiales; Mollisiaceae. The transcript is spliced from 3 exons. The record is from RefSeq and is a predicted model, not a curated record. Bases 1 to 765 code for a protein of 254 amino acids.
AUGGCCGAUAUUUCGGAGAAAGCUCUCGAUAAAGCUUCUACCAAACUCAAACAAUUGGUUCCUUCGGCCCACAGAGUUGAGAUUAAGGUCUGCGAUGUCUCCAAAGAGACUGAUGUGAAGGCGAUGGUCGAGCAUCUCGAUUCAUGGGGCGGUGUUGAUAUCAUAUUCAACAAUGCAGGUAUCAUGCAUGCAGAUGAUGACGAUGCUAUCAACACCCCAGAGAAGAUCUGGGAUCUCACACAAGCCAUCAACGUCAAAGGUGUCUGGUUUGGCUGCAAGCACGCUAUUCUAUCCCUAAGAAAGUUCAACAAGGCCAAAGGUUCCAUCAUCAACACUGCUUCAGUCGUCGCCUUGGUCGGAUCAGCAACCCCACAACUUGCUUACACUGCCAGUAAAGGCGCUGUAUUGGCCUUGACCAGAGAAUUGGCCAUCGUGCAUGCGAGAGAGGGCUACCGCUUCAACGCAUUGUGCCCAGCACCCUUGAAUACUCCAUUAUUGCAAGACUGGCUCGGUGACGACAAGCCAAAGAGACUUCGACGAGAGAUCCACUUCCCAAGUGGUCGUUUCGGUGAAGCUAUUGAGCAAGCACAAGCAGUACUAUUCUUAGCUAGUGACGAAUCGAGCUUCAUCAACGGACAGGACUUCGUCGUCGAUGGUGGUAUGACAAAAGCCUAUGUAACCCCAGAAGGACCACCACUCGCCGCGCCAAAGAACAACGCCCUUCUUUCUGAGCAAGUCGAUGCUAUCCGUGGUACUGGAAUCUAA